Messenger RNA from Drepanopeziza brunnea f. sp. 'multigermtubi' MB_m1, 1143 nucleotides. RefSeq lists its product as uncharacterized. Lineage: Eukaryota; Fungi; Ascomycota; Leotiomycetes; Helotiales; Drepanopezizaceae. The record is from RefSeq and is a predicted model, not a curated record.
AUGGGAGAAUACACCCCCGACAAUGGCUCGAUCGAGUUCCCAGACUCCAAGUCUCCCUCCCUCUACCUCACGAACCCUACUCCCGAAGAGCGGCUGGUGACAUGGAACCUCAACUCCGUGAACUGGGGAACCGCUCUGCCCCUCCCAGAUUACAUCGAGCGCGAACGAUACCUGAUGACGGUCCCUCUGGCGAAAGAUGGCGGCAUCACCCACUGGGUCCUGGUCGAACGCGGGCUCCCCCCGAACGAGCGCCCUAUCCUUGCCAGCUGCGAAUCUCUGCGGAAACCAGUACUGGUCGCCAAGGACGGAAUCAUAAAAGAGAACAUCACACAUGGAAUCGGCAGUGUGUUCAGCAACCCGCAGUUCAGAGGAAGAGGCUACGCAAGCCGCAUGCUGAAGGAACUGGCUCCUAUCUUAAAGACGUGGCAGGUCGAGUCGACGGACCACGUCCCGUUCAGUAUCCUCUACUCAGAUAUCGGCACGAAAUACUAUGCAAAGCUCGGAUGGGCUACGUAUCCCAGCACGCAUUUCUCGUUCCCGCCAGCUGCUUCCACUCGGUCGACAGGUGUAACACCGCUCACAUACCCAGACCUCCCUGCGCUCUGUGCCAAAGACGAGGAGUUUCUACGGGAAGAGCUGGCAACCUCGGCAAAGGACGGCAAGACCCACGUAUCUCUGAUCCCGAACUAUGAGUGUAUGCAGUGGCACCACAUGCGCGAGGACUUCGUCACGGGCAAGAUCUUCGGGAAGUCGCCUACUAUCAAAGGAGCUGUUUCUGGCGAGCCGGGAUCACGGGUCUGGGCUAUCUGGACCCGGGUAUUCUACGGUCCUCUCGUUCCCACGUCGGGGAACAAACUUCAUAUACUGAGGCUGGUAGUCGAGGAUGAUCGAGAUACGGAAGCCAACGCCCACCAACUGAAGGGUAUCUUGGCUUUUGCGCAAGCCGAGGCGCAAGAGUGGCAACUACCCGAGGUGGAUGUGUGGAACCCGAGCGACACGUUGAAGGCUCUGGUCAAGCGGACCGGGCUGCAAUCGACGUUUGUUGUUCGCGAUGAGGAAAGUAUUGCAAGUCUGAUGUGGUACGGCGAGGGCUCGGUUGAGGAGAUCAACUGGGUUGCGAACGAGAAGUUUGGGUGGUGUUGA